Messenger RNA from Micropterus salmoides (largemouth bass), 1195 nucleotides. Its product is annotated as claudin-4-like. The coding region runs from base 88 to 720 and encodes 210 amino acids. Gene Ontology annotation, biological process: cell adhesion; bicellular tight junction assembly. Gene Ontology annotation, cellular component: plasma membrane; bicellular tight junction. Gene Ontology annotation, molecular function: structural molecule activity. NCBI's taxonomy places the organism in Eukaryota, Metazoa, Chordata, Actinopteri, Centrarchiformes, Centrarchidae. The transcript has a single exon. The record is from RefSeq and is a predicted model, not a curated record.
ACGGUCUUCAUUCAACUUGGGCUGUGCUGACCUGCUACUGAAACCAACUUUUUUGCUUCUGUUCAGUGACUCAAAGAAGAACUCAUCAUGGUGUCGAUGGGACGACAGAUGCUGGGCUUAAUCCUGGCCAUCAUUGGCUUCCUGGCGACCAUCAUUGUGUGUGCCUUGCCCAUGUGGAGGGUCACAGCCUUCAUUGGAGCCAACAUAGUCACAGCGCAGAUCAUAUGGGAAGGCUUGUGGAUGAACUGUGUGAUGCAGAGCACAGGCCAGAUGCAGUGCAAGAUCUAUGAUUCUUUGCUGGCUCUACCUCAGGACCUUCAAGCUGCCAGAGCUCUUGUGGUCGUUUCCAUCAUCGCUGCUGCCUUUGGUGUCAUCCUGGGCAUCGUGGGAGGCAAGUGCACCAACUUUAUUGAGGAUGAAAUUUCCAAAGUCAAGGUGGCCAUUGCUGCUGGAGUCGUCUUCAUCAUUGCCGGUGUUCUUGUCCUCGUCCCUGUCUGCUGGUCUGCCAACACCAUCAUCAGAGAUUUCUACAAUCCCCUUUUGACCGACCCUCAGAGGAGAGAGAUGGGGGCUUCGCUCUACAUCGGCUGGGGUGCAGCUGGGCUUCUCAUCCUGGGUGGUGGCCUCCUCUGUAGCUCCUGCCCUCCCAAAGACAGCCCAGAGUAUCCAGUCAAGUACUCUGGUGCCAGGUCGACAGCAACCAGCAAAGCCUACGUCUGAGAGAUCGAUUCUCUUGAGAAAGACUGCAAAUUAUUUUUCUUUUAUUAAGUGACACUCCUUUAUUAUGAGCUUCUUACUUGAUUGUGACAGCAAGAACUUAUUUUCUGGGAAAUUAAGAUUUCUUUGGUGGAGGCAAGAGAGAGCGUUUCUUGAGGAAAGAAAGACACAGUACAAAGAUGUGAUGUGAAACUACAGUCCUGGCAAGAAAAUCUUCAACAGCAACAGUAUAAUGACUGGACUGAAUGAGAGCUAUUCUAUAUAAAACUUGUAUCAAACCUAAUUUUCCUCUUUGCAAUAGAAGGAUAUUGCUAUGAUUGACAGAAACUUGUACUUUACCACUAAUACAUUGUGAAUUUAUUGUAUAAAAUAUUUUACAAAUAUCUGUAUUCGCAAAAUAACAAAAGACUGCUUUUGUUUACUGAAGUUAGUGAUUUUUAAUAACACAUUUAAUAAAUGAUAUUCUUAAUAAGAAUAA